Molecule: messenger RNA, 3386 nt
Organism: Stylophora pistillata
Lineage: Eukaryota; Metazoa; Cnidaria; Anthozoa; Scleractinia; Pocilloporidae
Product: pyruvate dehydrogenase (acetyl-transferring) kinase, mitochondrial
Biological process (GO): protein phosphorylation; regulation of glucose metabolic process
Cellular component (GO): mitochondrion
Molecular function (GO): pyruvate dehydrogenase (acetyl-transferring) kinase activity
Source: RefSeq, a predicted model, not a curated record
ACGGGGAGGGGCAAGUUUUGUUUACACACAAUUGAUCUGUUUGGCUGAGAUGUUCGAUAGCUCGGCAUAGACGGUUUUGAGAGUCGUGGACGAUAGCUGAAUUAAAGUUUUGCAUUCCUGCCCCGAUGUUUUCUCCACAUCGUCUGCAGAGCUUAUCAUGUUUUACAAUGCCGAGGCAGUAAUGCUCAACAGAUUGCCCAAGGUCAAAGUGUUCCAAAGGCAGAUAAAUUUGCUUUCAACUCUUCGUGUUCGUCUUAAACAUUCUGUGUGUGUUGAAUCCUUGCUUACUGGCUGUGAGACUCAGCGAGGAGGCCUAGGGUGCGCGAGUUAAAGGGCAGCACCUCUUCACCUUCACACCUUUGAACUUCUAUAAUGCUAUCUUCACGAGUGUCGUAGAGCUCAAAUCGUCUACAGUACUGCCUGAAAAUUCUUGUUUAACCCUUUAACUCCUAAAAGUGACGAGCCUCUAUAUUGUCCUUUUAAUACCACUACUUACAAAGGUAAUAGUAAAUAUCUCGCAAAAAGUCUAGGGCCAGAAGACAGAUUUGGUGUCACCUUUCAAGGAUGAUGCAAUUCUUGUUUCACCUUACAUUAGGGGCAGAUGUUGCAAAGCUUAUCGUAAACAAUGCCCGAUUUUGAGAAGGUAUGGACGCGAGGAUUAAGAAAGGAAUGGAGCGUUGCCGGGCUCCCAGAUAAAGAAAACGACUGCUCGGUUUAUCAGAGUGAAAUUCCAGAAAAACGUGAUAUACCGGACCAGUGUGGUAGCCGAUCGAUGCGAGUGUGUCUGUCUCCUGAUCGGGGUGGUAGUCUGUCGUAAGACUCUUGUCAUCUCUAAAUGUUUUUGCUGAUGGGUUUCUCGCAAAUUUUUAGCCAGAUUUUUUAUCUUUGAAAAAUUAAAUAUUCAGGACAGGAAUUAUUUCCUUCUUUAGUGUGAUAUAUAGGUCAUUUCAUCGAGUCAAUUUUAAAGAACAACAAAAAUAUACCUAUCACCCCUCUCUUGUUAAAAAAAUAGCAAGCGGUGCAUGACGCUAGUCAUGAACGAUAUCUCCAUUGUGAUUGGUUUAAGAAGCUCAUGUGAUAAAUUUACCGCGCCACAACUACGCAUCUCCAUAAAUUUACUUGUUAUCGACUAGUGAGCAAAGUCCGACAUGGCUAAAUAUUGAAUUGAUAGUCUCUUAUAUUGCAAUCGAGGUGCUGUGAGAGGGAGUAUGUGCAUCAAAAAGGAUAGGGAAAAUAGUUUAUCUACCAGGGGAUAAUAGUAAAUUUCACAAUGCGGAUAACCGGAGUUUUGUACGAAGAUGUCGCCAAGCUCAUUCAACGCUUCAGUCGCUACCAACAGUCUUCUUUGUCGAUUGAGCAAUUCACGACUUUCGGCAAAACUGCAAAGCCCAUAGAAUCUUUACAGUUUGGUCGACAUGAAUUACCUGUGCGACUUGCGCAUAUUAUUCGUGAGAUUGAUCUUCUUCCCAAGAACUUGCUGAAGACGCCUUCAGUUGAGCUUGUUAGAAGCUGGUAUGUUCAGAGCUUUAGUGAAUUAAUUGAGUUCCAGGAUGAACAAGAAACAGAUGAAGUUUCAAAUAGAUAUACCCAAAGUUUGAUGCACAUCAAACAGAGGCAUGAUAAUGUUGUCGAGACUAUGGCUCAGGGAAUUAUGGAAUUAAGAGAGAGGGAAGGAGAUGGUGCAUUUCAUCCAUCAAUAGAAUACUUUUUAGAUCGUUUUUACAUGAAUCGGAUUAGUAUACGAAUGCUUAUCACGCAGCAUUUGGUGCUGUUUGGUCAAGAUGCAAGAAGCUCUAAGAGUAAUUUUAUUGGCUGUUUUGACCCAACCUGUCAUGUUGCUUCUGUAGUAGAAGAUGCAAUCAACAAUGCUGCCUACCUGUGUGAACAUUAUUAUUGUGCUGCUCCUGAGGUGGAAAUUUCUGAGUUUAAUGCUGUUGAUCUUAAAAAACCAAUCCAAAUGGCCUAUGUACCUGGACACUUGUAUCACAUGCUUUUUGAAUUAUUGAAGAAUGCCAUGCGUGCAGUUGUGGAGCAACAUGGAAGCAGUAGUGAUGCACCACCUAUAAAGAUCAUGAUAACCAAAGGAAGACAUGACAUGACAAUCAAGAUUUCUGAUCAAGGAGGUGGAAUCCCAAAGAGUACAAUUGACCAAGUGUUUGAGUAUCACUAUACGUCAGCACCAGAGCCACUAAAAGCUGGUUCUGCUGCACCUAUGGCCGGUUAUGGAUACGGGCUGCCGUUAUCAAGACUCUACGCUAGAUAUUUUGAUGGAGACAUGCAGCUUUAUUCCAUGGAGGGUUUUGGUACAGACGCUGUAAUCUGGUUAAAGGCGCUAUCAGCUGAAGCAAGUGAAAUUCUACCUCAAUACACCAGACGGACACCAAAGAAUUAUGAAGAAGUUAGACUAGCAGCUCAGCACUGUCGAGAUUGGAGCUCUUCCAAAUUCUACGGAUAUGGAAGUAAAUCCAUGUCGACAUAUCAAGGAAUGAUGAAAGCUAGGAGGUUGCAUAACAGUCGAAGGACUGCCAACUCGUCGUAAUUAGGUUUUACACUAGGGUCCCGUGUGCAGACAGAGUAUUUUAGAUAGACUUGUCUUUGAUAUUAUUUUACCAGAAAAUUUCGUAAGGUCUUCAAGUCCAACUUUACUUGACUCUAGAUAGAGGAGAAAGAUAGAUUAAAUUUAUUAAUCUCACCUGAACUACAUUUUGUAUGGGCAGCAAAUUCGUUGCAGACAGACGCCUCUGUGGAUCUGGACAAUUCAAGGUUCGAAUAUUGUUAUUUUCGAAAUGAUCAUAGACAAACGAAGUCCCACCUGACAAUGCCAGUCAAGUUGUCUUAGUUGAGGAAUUUAAAAUUGACACAGCGAUUGGGUAAAGUUUUCUUCUAUCUGCUUUAAAACUAUAUUUUAUAAUAUAUUUGUGAACAUAAACUGGUACAAUAAUCUCAGUGUAAGGAAACAACUGUUUUAAGUUAUUUACACGAUUUUUCCUUCGAAUUUUCAGUCCGAGGACCGUCGUUUUGAUUCACACGCUCAAUUUUUCACUAAGUUAUCAAUGUGUUUACAAAGAUGUAUUUAAAGGAGAUUUCAAAAGGGUCAUGACAUUGAGGGUUUUUCUCGUGGGGAUUUAGUUUCUUUAAUUAUAUCGUCUUACGAUUGAAUCACUUCUCCGUUAUUUAGAUCGUUUGUGGUCGGAAGUGUUAAGAAAAACUUCCCACUUAGUAAAAUUAAUAAUAAGUUUUGCUAGUAAUGCUAAUCGGUUGGGAAAAUUUCACUUUGUCCUCCCGCUUUGAACUGGACAUCUUUGCCAAGACAGAUGUCGAGAAAGCAAAAUAUUCAUUGAACAGUUAGGAAACGUGAACCAAUUAAAAAAUUACAUUGGAGAGAG